Rhizophagus irregularis DAOM 181602=DAOM 197198 is the source of this 528-nucleotide messenger RNA. The record is from RefSeq and is a predicted model, not a curated record. Lineage: Eukaryota; Fungi; Glomeromycota; Glomeromycetes; Glomerales; Glomeraceae.
AAUUUACACUAUUACAACUUUAUUUUUCUAAACAACAAUGUUAUCCACAAUUAUCUCUUCGUUUCGAAGUUCUGAUAUUUUUUCUUUGUCGUUAACUUUCAUAGUUAUCUAUAUAGUUCAAUAUUAUUACAAAUAUUUUACUCGUCCAAAUCCUUUACCUGGUCCAUUCCCACUUCCAUUACUUGGUAAUGGUCAUCAAAUAGUUGGAACUGACUUUAAUAAGUGGUUAAUGUCCAUGUAUAAAAAAUAUGGUGAUAUGUACGAAAUAAAUGUGGCUGGAUCACGUACAAUCAUGUUAAAUAAUGAAGAUUUAAUUGGAAGCAUGAAUGUACCUUCAACAAAAACCAAAUAUCCUAUUAGAUUUCAACCUACAGAAGGUUUUAAAGAAUAUGGAUUAGGUGGAGUAGGAGUUGCUAAUAAUAAUGAAUUUAAAUCCUGGAAAUUUAAUCGUCAAUUUUUCUCUCAAGCUAUGAUGACUCCAAGUUUUAAUCAUCAAGCUAUUGAAUGGACGAUCGAAUUAUGGGAACA